Messenger RNA from Branchiostoma floridae (Florida lancelet), 4432 nucleotides. Its product is annotated as protein O-mannosyl-transferase 2-like. Gene Ontology annotation, molecular function: dolichyl-phosphate-mannose-protein mannosyltransferase activity. The coding region runs from base 226 to 2421 and encodes 731 amino acids. Gene Ontology annotation, biological process: protein O-linked glycosylation via mannose. The record is from RefSeq and is a predicted model, not a curated record. The transcript is spliced from 21 exons. Gene Ontology annotation, cellular component: membrane; endoplasmic reticulum. NCBI's taxonomy places the organism in Eukaryota, Metazoa, Chordata, Leptocardii, Amphioxiformes, Branchiostomatidae.
UGGGGUCAUACGUCAGAGGGUAAAGGCGACCACAAGUUUGCAGUUUUUGUUUCGCACAUUUAUGAAGUUUUCUCGAUUUUUAUUGCUUUUUAGCGGGUCAGGUAAAUGAAAAUUGGGUUUAAAAUGAAGAUAAAGGUACCGAGUAUUCGUUUGUGCUGAUAGGGAGAUGCUGUAGAUAGAAAUUGGUCUCAAACGGGGGUUCAAACGCAAGUUGGAAACUUGACAAUGGGGAGGGGUAAACAGCAGAAUGGCCCAACCAAAGAGACCGCGGCACCUCCAAACGGCAGGGCGCAGACAGGGACGAAAGGGCGGCACCAGGACGGAGGGAAGCCGGAGCAACUCGGCCUCCAGACGUGGGGAGUUUUUGCGGCUGUAGUGGCGCUAACUCUCGGCACAAGAUUCUACAAACUAGAGGAACCUGAUCAUAUAUGUUGGGAUGAAACCCAUUUUGGAAAGAUGGGCAGUUACUACAUCAACAGGACAUUCUUCUUUGAUGUCCACCCUCCCUUGGGGAAGAUGCUGAUAGGACUGGCAGGACACCUGACUGGUUAUGAUGGUACUUUUCCCUUUGACAAACCUGGAGACAAGUAUGGAGAAACCAAGUACAUAGGCAUGAGAAGUUUCUGUGUGUGCCUGGGCUCCACCGUGGUUCCCCUGGCGUUCCUGACAGUGUGGGAGCUGACGUGGUCUGUACCUGCUGCCGCUCUCGCUGCUGCUCUGCUGCUUUUUGACACAGGUUGCCUUACCCUAUCCCAGUAUAUCCUCCUGGAUCCCAUCAUGCUUUGCUUCAUCAUGGGAGCAGUCUUCUGUCAGUCAAAAUUUGACUCUCUCAGAAACAGACCAUUUUCCACGUGUUGGUGGGUGUGGAUGUGUGGUGCAGGCUGCUUCAUCGCCCUGGCCUUCAGUGUGAAGUUUGUGGGAUUGUUCAUUAUUCUGUGGGUGGGGCUGAAGACUGUCAGCGACCUGUGGGACCUGCUGGGGGAUCUCACCUUACCACUGAUGGUCAUUUUCAAACACUUCCUGGCUCGAGCCCUGUGCCUUAUAGUCCUACCGGCAGCCAUCUACAUUACCUGCUUUGCUGUUCACUUCCACACUUUGUACAAAAGUGGCUCUGGUGAUGGUUUCAUGAGCUCAGCCUUCCAGUCCACUCUUGAAGGGAACAAGCUGUACCAGGCAAACAUGCCGGAAGAUAUAGCGUACGGUUCCACCAUCACACUGAAGAACUUCCGGCCUGCAGGAGGGCUGCUCCACUCCCACUGGCACCUGUACCCCGAGGGGCUGGGGGCACAGCAGCAGCAGAUAACAGCAUACACACACAAGGAUGACAACAAUCUUUGGAUCAUCAAGAGAUAUGACAGAAACCCAAUUCCUGAAGACCCUUUACAGUUUGUGCAGAAUGGUGACCUUGUUCGACUGGAGCAUGUAGCGACCCAGAGAAAUCUCCACACACACCAAGAACCUGCCCCCAUCACAAAGAGACAUUUCCAAGUCACUGGGUAUGGACAGAAUGGGACAGGAGACAUAAAUGACAUCUGGAAGGUGGAGGUGGUGGGAGGGGCGGAGAAGAGCAGGAUCAAGACGGUCAGGUCCAAGGUCAGGUUCAUCCACUACAUGACAGGCUGUGCCCUCCACUCCCACUCCAAGACUCUCCCCAAAUGGGGCUGGGAACAGCUGGAGGUGACCUGUAACCCAUUCACUAGGGACAAGAACAACCUGUGGAAUGUAGAGGACCACAUCAACAACCAGCUACCCAACGGUACCUUUGCGGUGUACCAGCCAUCUUUCCUGGGGAAACUGCUGGAGUCUCAUGCAGUCAUGGUGCAGGGAAAUAGCGGCCUGAAGGCAAAAGAAGGGGAGGUUACAUCCCAACCAUGGCAGUGGCCACUCAACUAUAGGGGACAGAGAUUUUCAGGGGUUAAUGCAACAGACUACAAAAUCUACCUAUUAGGGAAUCCUGUUAUCUGGUGGGGUAACCUAGCCUUGCUGGCAGGAACUAUGCUGGUGUUCCUAGUGGAGGCUAUCAGGACACAGAGAGGGUUUGUGGACCCUCCUCACCUGGCAGAGAGAAAGUUGGUUACACUGUCAGCAGCAAGGUGGAUGGCUACAGGCUGGGCCCUGCACUACCUGCCGUUCUACUUCAUGGGGAGGGUGUUGUACUUCCACCACUACUUCCCAGCCAUGCUGUUCCAGUCUAUGCUCUCAGCUAUCAUGUAUGACUACUUUCUGCAAGUUGUGAAACAUAAAGUACAACCUGGUGUCUACAGAAGAAUACAUCAGUGGGGAACAGCUUUUAUUUCUAUCAUUUUAUUGCACAGUUUCUACUUGUUCCACCCCUUGUCAUACGGCAUGUUUGGUCCCCUGGCAGACAACCAGACCAGCCCAAUGUAUGGGCUAAAGUGGAUGGAAUCAUGGGAAAUAUGACAAUGGAAUAAUGGGAGAGGUGACAAGGGAAUUAUGGGAAAUAUGACAAUGGAAUCAUGGAAAAGAUGACAAUCAUCAUCAUCAUCAUCAUCGUCCCUGGCGGGCGGGGUGAGGCGUUGCACAACGUCUCUCCACAGCACGCGGUCUUUCAUGGCUGCUCCCAAGUCCUAAAAGAUGACAAAGGAAUCAUGGGAAAGAUGACAAUGGAAUCAUGGGAAAGGUGGCAAAGGAAUCAUGGGAAAGGUGGCAAAGGAAUCAUGGGAAAGGUGGCAAAGGAAUCAUGGGAAAGAUGACAAUUCUCCACUUACACACUUCCCAUAAUUAAGUGCGAGAGGGUUCCGGAUAUGGAUGUUACUUGGAUGCUACCACAGUUGCUCAGGGUGCGAAACCAGGGUGGAACCAGCUAAAACCUUCAGUACGAGGGCGGAAAAGCAUAUAAACUAAUAAGUUGUCUGGCGAAUAUAGUACAGUUAUCAUUUGGGCCGAGAAUCUUACAAGUUUUGUGGUCAGAAGUAACUACCUAACACGUGCACCACUGUGGCUGUUAGUUGGUUUCUUCCGAUGACCUCAAGGGCCACACCUUGGCGUUUCGUCUGCAGCCUUUGUUUUUUUCCUGUCGGAAAGUGAUUAAACCAUUGUCCUGUGAUCGGUUCCACACCAAACUAUCAUCUCCUUGAUGUUUUCUGUGUUCGGAAUUGGUUAGAACCAAUUUUCUGUGCCCUUGGAGUCAGUUCCGGAGUUCGGAGCAGCCAUAUCCGGAACCCUCUCGCACUUAAUUAUGGGAAGUGUGUAAGUGGAGAAUGAAAUCAUGGGAAAGAUGGCAAUGGGAUCAUGGGAAAUAUGACAAAGGAAUCAUGGGAAAGAUGACAAUGAAAUCAUGGGAAAUAUGAAAAUAGAUUUGUUUGCACCUUUUUGAUCAGUGAUGUUUAUGCCAGAAGCCAGAAAUUGAACUGUCAAGAAAUAAUUCUAUUGAUGAGGAUUAAUGAUCGUAUAGCCUUAUCUUUGUGGCAUGAAAAGUGUUGCAAUACAAAUGGUUCCACCGGAAUAUGUAGAAUAUAAGAUUAUAUGUGAUGACUUAAUGUCAUACUGUGAUGACAAUCAUGUUAUUGACCAGGUGAUAACUAACAGGUUAUCACAUGGGCUUCUACCGACACCUAGAAAAAAGUAUUUCUUCCAAUGUGCAAUGUUUUGUCCAAAUCUCGAAGGUCAGUUUGCUGUACUAAUAUAAUCUGGCCUGGACCUGAUCCUCUAAACCUGGAUCAGAUCUAGAUCUGAAUAUUCUGUACUAGGGGUGGGUACCCGUACAGAAAUUUCAGAUCCAGGUACGGUCCAGGUACAGAGGAUCAGGGUCUGGACCUGAACCUGAUUGUUUGCAACUGGGCGAUACCAAAAGCAAUUGUCCAUUUUGCUACAAAGGAUUCUAUUUGGUGGAGUAUCCGACACCCACUGGCAUUCUAUAAUCCUAUCUUCAUGUAAACAAUACUAACUGUCUCUGUUUUAGACCAAGUUUGACUGUAAAAACUUGGUAAAAAUGACCAUCAACUCUCUUCGCUCUUGUUUUUCAUAUAGAUGUUUAAGUCCCAAAACACGUGCUGCUGGUAUUAUCUGUUCAUUUUUUCAUUGUUCCAAAAUCCGGUCCACUGAUUUUUUUCAGGCCUGUUUUUUUCUGGACCGGUCCAACAAGAAAAAACGGUUUUGUACUGGUAGGCUGCAGCUGUACUGGCACACACUUCUAUUCUGUACUGGAGGAAUACUUUCCACUCUUUGCAGACCGGUUUCUCUGCCCUUCUACAUUGUAACUGUCGUGUAAACAGAUCUUCAGGAGGAAGGCCAACUGUUACAAAUUAAGCUGUUCUAUAGUGCAUAAUGUUCUCCUCUACAUGUAAGAUAUAGUUUUGAAAGUAGAGGUGAGAAAUGUAUCAGUGAAGUUUUACCUUAAAGUUUAUUUAUUUAGUCUUUAUGCUGAAAGCUGCCAUAUUGCAAUAAAAAAAGAUCGUAGUCUUUAACGUUA